AUGCCGCGGCCUCUCUGGUCCUAUGUAUUGGACGGCCUCCCAGCCGCCCCCCCGGCCGCCCCCCGGAACGUGGUUCUCGUGAUAGACGGCCUCCAGGCCACCCCCCUGACCUGGCCCGGCUUGAUGGACGGCCUCCCGGCUGCCCGCCGGAUCUCCUACGUAUUGGACGGCCUCCCGGCCGCCUCCCGGAACACAGUGGACAUUCAUAAGGAGAAGGUGGCACGUCGAGAAAUUGGUAUUCUGACCACGAACAAGAACACGUCUCGCACCCACAAGAUCAUUGCUCCGGCAAACAUGGAGCGGCCCGUGCGCUAUAUCCGGAAACCCAUUGACUACACUCUGCUGGAUGAUGUGGGACAUGGUGUCAAAUGGCUUAAAGCCAAGCAACACGGGAACAAUGCAGCAGGACGAGGAGGGACUGUUUCCAGGACCAACCCUCCCUCACAGAAACCUCCAAGCCCCCCCAUGGCGGGUCGGGGGACUCUCGGGCGUAACACUCCUUACAAGACUCUGGAGCCAGUGAAGCCCCCAGUGGUGCCCAACGACUACAUGACGAGCCCGGCUAGACUGGGCAACCAGCACAGCCCCGCACGCACUGCUUCACUCAACCAGAGACCCCGCACACACAGUGGCAGCAGCGGGGGCAGUGGGGGCAGGGAGAACAGUGGAGGCAGUGGAGGUGGUGUCCCCCUCGCCGUUCCCACCCCGUCUCCUCCUGGUAUGGGCCAAGCUGCAUCCUCAGCAUCCGUGCCACAUGGUCCCGGUUUGGGUCCCAUCCCCAUGUCCCAGUUCGGCACCAUCUCCCGGCAAAUUUCCCGCCACAACUCUUCCACCACCUCCUCAGCCUCCAUGGUGUCGGCCACUGGCACUUACCGCCGCGCUCCUUCCGCCUCCUCCCAGCAGCCCCACAUCAACGGAGGCCCAACGUUCCCACAGAACCCAGCUCCUUCAGCAUCUGUGGCUCCUCCUCCUCCAGUGGUCCAGCUGACCCCCCAGAUCCCUUUGACUGGUUUUGUGGCCAGAAUGCAGGAGAGCAGUAAGUAA
Molecule: messenger RNA, 1044 nt
Organism: Nematolebias whitei (Rio pearlfish)
Lineage: Eukaryota; Metazoa; Chordata; Actinopteri; Cyprinodontiformes; Rivulidae
Product: abl interactor 1
Exons: 8
Coding region: 1-1044 (347 amino acids)
Cellular component (GO): intracellular anatomical structure; lamellipodium
Molecular function (GO): SH3 domain binding
Source: RefSeq, a predicted model, not a curated record